This is a messenger RNA of Symbiodinium necroappetens, 2477 nucleotides long. The record is from the annotation of a GenBank genome assembly. Lineage: Eukaryota; Dinophyceae; Suessiales; Symbiodiniaceae.
GCGUCACUCCUUCUGAGUUGGCAUUGCGAGAGUUGUUGGACUCUUCCAGUCCAGAUGCCGUAUCUUUGCAGGCCUUAGCUUCCAUUCGGAGAUUGACCUUUGAGGCCCAGACUUUGUGCAUAGCGCAAAUCAAGGCCAGCAUAGAGACUGAUGGCGAGCCCAAAGUUGAGUUGGCGCCCGCUGAACGGGCUCAGCGUAUUGCUGCGCAGAAGCGUAGGCUGGCAGGCUUCGACUUGACAGGACCUCUAGAAAACGCAUACUCCAACUACGUUUACGUGUCAGCGAUGGUAGAACAUGAUCACCCUCAGUGGUUGGAGCUGCAUCGUUUCAUUCCCCGCUCCCAAGAAAUUUCUCGGGAGAAACCUGGGAAAGAAGUCAUCCUCGAUGAAUCUGCGAAGUUGUCCAUUCGUGAUCGCAGGACUAAGGAUCGAUGUCAGAUACAGAAUGAGUUGCAGCUUGCCGAAGCCAUGACAAGGCGUGCCCUAGCAUGCGACCUGCUUCAAGUGUGCACUUUUUCGGUUAUGGAGCGUUGGCACCGAUACUUACUCAACAAGUUGUCCACGCCUCCGCCGCCGAACUAUAGACCCACGUCUAUGGAACAAGUUCUCCGUGCCGACCGUCAGGCAUGGAUUAGGUUGGCAGAAGAGGUACCGAGCCUCAAGCGUGACCCAGCGGGUCAGCUGCCUCUUGACCUUGCCUUCCCCCGCCUUCAGAUCGACCCACAUGUGACGUACUUCCUUCAGCCACUGCAGGGCAAGAGUUUCCUCAAGAAUGCCAACACCGAGGAGGAUCCGCCUCCUGCCGAGCUCCGCGCAAAUGUGGAUCGCGCUGGUGAGAAAUUCCUUUGUGGAUCCUUUCGCCACGGUGGCAUACAUGGUGUUUUCAGCGCUACUAGAGAGUUCCCUCUCAGUGUGGCUGCUUUGAUUGCUUUUGCCCGCAUUUCUAUGCCUGAUUUUCAGUUUUCUUCAAUUGCAGUGCAUCGCGAUGUUCCAACUUCUUGUCACAAAGACACGAAUAAUUUUACGGAUCACAACCUUGUUUGUCCGCUGAGUGAUUUUGCUGGAGGUGAGAUUUGGGUGCAUGAACCAGGAGGCUCGGCUAUGCGUCCCGUGAACGGGUCUCAACUUCCAGGUACAUUGCGUGAUGUGCGUGCGGGUCCUGUGAUUUUCCCAGCUCGCAACUGCCUUCAUUCGACCGAGCCCUGGACCGGCAGUCGUGUUGUGCUAAUUGCUUAUGCUGGUGAGGACCAUCAUGCUAUGUCAGUUUCUGACCGGACGUUCUUGACGCAGCUUGGCUUCCCACUGCCGCAGGAUUCAAGCACUGACUGCCCUCCUGUUGCAUGGCAACCUGAUGUUCCUGAUGACCUUAAGCCCUUCCUGAAUCGGGUUAAAGCGAGGAUUGCAGGCCGCCCGCUCUCCGGCGCAAUGCUCCCCGGCCCCUGCGCACUUCCCAGGCUCCCGAUGGUGUGCCGGAUCUUCGAGGUCAUGCAGGUUUCUUGCGACGGCUCCCACGAGCACCUUCCGUGGGGCAGGUUGCCUGAUGGUGGCUGGGCCACCAAGUUUGAGGUGGCUUACCCUCCUCUCAUGUGCAGAUGCCUUGCUCAUUCUUUUGUGUCCCAGCUUCAAGCUCUAGAUGCCAAACCGUUGCCACCCAACUUGCAUGCUGCCGAGCUGCAGCCGGCUCGUGCUGCUCAGAUUGCAGCGUCUCAUCAGCCGAGCAAGCGUUUGCCGCCCCUGGUUGCUGAAUAUGCCAGCGUGGUGACCGUUACUGGCCCAACUUCCCUUGUGCCUUCUGCUCCCAAGCUAGAAGCAGCUUGGGUUGUGUCUUCAGGUUGCGUGACUCAGCCUCCCGUGCAGCUACUUCCAGAGGGUUCCAAGCGUCUCGCGUCCUUCCCAGCCGGGGGUGACCCCGAAGGCCUUGAGUCGAUAAUCACUGCCAGUUUCGGUGUGCCAUGGUCUCCUGCUGACUUUGUGGCUCAGGCAAUAAAGUGCAAGCAUCCAAAACUUUUGGCGUCGGCCUUGCCUGCCCCACUCAAGGAGUGCAUUGGCCAUUGCGUUUCCAUGUCACCGGUGGAGAUUGCUAAAGAAAGAACUGCAAAUCUGAGACAGUGGAUGCUCAGGGCCAAAGAGUUAACUACAGCAGGGGAGGAGCCCUUGGUGUCCCCCCAUUGUAAAGACAUCCUUGCCAACAAGUCCAUGAAGCUCUUGGGUGAAAUGAUUCGCGAAUCGGGCUAUGGUGAUUCAAAGCUGCCUCGUGACAUUGGCAAGGGUUUUGAUCUACUGGGUCCCAUACCUGACAGCUCAGGGGUGCUACCAAAGAAAGCCACUUACGCCUCACUGUCGGUGCCUGAAGUUCGUGAGGUGGCUAGUGACAACCAAAGGUGUGUGUGUGUGGCAAGCCGUGCUGGACUCAGCCAAGUCCAUGUCUGCAGACGAAUUGGCGGUUGCUGCCGAAAUCUACAAGUUGACUUUGGCUGA